This is a messenger RNA of Panicum virgatum (switchgrass), 959 nucleotides long. RefSeq lists its product as uncharacterized. The coding region runs from base 316 to 699 and encodes 127 amino acids. The transcript has a single exon. NCBI's taxonomy places the organism in Eukaryota, Viridiplantae, Streptophyta, Magnoliopsida, Poales, Poaceae. The record is from RefSeq and is a predicted model, not a curated record.
CGGACAGACGCCGCCAGAGCCAGGCCAAGGCGAGCAGUAGAUGGAGCGAGCCCAUCACUCGCUGCGCCUUUCCCUGCACGCGUCCAAUCGAGUCGCCCUCCUCGUCGUCUCCUCCUCCUCCUCCUCCCGUUCCGUCUCGCCCCGUCCGUCGCUCGCGUCGGCCCCCCCGGCAUCAUUGCCGAUCACUGCACGCCCUUCUUCUCCGGACACCGCGCGUCCACUCCUCUCCUACACCCUUCUCUCGCCACCCUCGCUCGCAGCCUAGACCCGUCGUCUCCUCGCCUGCCCCAGUCCUCGUGGUGCGAGCCAGAAGACAUGAGCAGCGCCAGGUGCGUCAAGCUUCUGCUGCUGGUCACGCUGAUCCCGCUGGCGCUCAGGGCGGCCUCGCUGCUCCUCGGUGGCGCCGCCGUGCCGGCGCCGUCCCACCACCGGCAAUCCGCGACCAGGAGGAGCAGAGGCGCCGGCGAUGCUACCGCCACCGCCACUGCCACCGCCGCCGUCCGUGCGAGCGUCUCGGCCGGUUUGGUGCCCGGACGACGGUCGUACCGCCAGACGAGGCGCCGGCGGCGGACCGAGGGCGCCCUCGCCGCCUCGGACGGCGCGAGGCGGCUCCGGCAGGCCGGCGGCGGCGGCGGCUGGUUCGAGGACGACAAGAGGCUCGCGCCCACGGGGUCCAACCCGCUGCACAACCUGCGAUGACGCCGGCUCGCCGACCUGCUGCCGCGCCCGCCGCUGCUCAGCUCGUGAAUCCAUCUUGCAGCCUUGCAGGUCAGCGGCAAUGGCGAUGAGAUUUUGGCUCCCGGUGGUAACGCCUACGAUCUGAAUAUUGAAUCCGCGAUGUCUUCGAUACCAGCGUGUGCAUACUCCAUUCUUGAGGGUCCAUGUACAUACAGUUUGAACACUUCUGAAUUGAAUUGGUGUGAAGAAAUACUACCUGCGCAUGUCAUGCUUGCCUGCGA